CUGGCUGCUAUCUAGCCAGCUUCAAAGCAAACGCACAAGCAAGCUCAGUAAGCACGCCAUGGGAAUGAAGCGAUGCGUCGUUCCUAGCAUCCUGCUGAUGCUUGCACUGCAGGCAGCCCUCCUCGUCGCCGGCGACGUGGAUGCCAUUCUCCUGCCGAGCCAAGGCCAAGACGAAGCAGCCAUGGCGGCCAAGAAGAGGCCGUGGAAGUGCUGCGACCAGGCGGUGUGCACCAGGUCCAUCCCGCCGAUCUGCCGCUGCAUGGACCAGGUCUUCGAGUGCCCCUCCACCUGCAAGGCCUGCGGGCCGUCCGUGGGCGACCCGUCCCGCCGCGUCUGCCAAGACCAGUACGUCGGCGACCCCGGGCCCAUCUGCAGGCCCUGGGACUGCUGCGACCUGCCCCUGUGCACCAGGUCCAACCCGCCGACGUGCCAAUGCAUGGACGAGGUCGACAAGUGUGCUCCGACCUGCAAGACCUGCCUGCCGUCCAGGUCGCGCCCUUCUCUCCGCGUCUGCAUCGACCGCUACUUUGGACCCUUCCCGCCCGCGUGCACGCCGUCAGAGGCUGUUGCCGCCGGCGCGCUCCUCCCUGUUUGGGGUUGGGCCCCGGCGGCGGCGAACCACCCGAGGCGGCACGCGACAAAGGCCGGCGAGGGCGGCCGCGUAGCCGAGGCCUUUGGUGCCGUCAAGGUCCACAAGGAGGGCAGCGUGGCGUUGCCCCAGAUCUGGCGCUGGGGAGGAUGGAUUCGGCGCACCUGUCAGCUUCCCGGACCCGGGCAGGGCGCCCGGCCGCACCAUGGCCGGCGAUUGCUGCAGAACUGCGGCCAUUGCUGCUCGGAGCGUGCCGAUCGUUUCUGGGAUGUCCACAACCGAUUUAGUCCAGAUGACGAAACCAUCGUGCAACAAGGAGAAACUAACUUGUCGUAACCGCACAAAAUGCUCAAAUUAUUCAGGGUAAGACCCUCAUGAUUACAUCCCAAUGUAUCAAGGGCCGUAUGCAUCGUUCUGAUGCAGAGGCCGGGGUGAACCCCCUUUUCGAAAAAAAACAUCCCAAUGUAUCAGAAUAACAAAAUAAUAUUAAAGUCUUACAUUUACCACAAUAAUUUAACAAUACUAAAGUUAUAAAUAUAUCAGAAGAGCUAAACAUCUUCAUCUCUUUUUUUUUUGAGUCGCUAAAAUCUUCAUCUUUAUUUAGAGGUAAAACAAGACACACGAUAUUAACAUUUGCUGCUGCAGAUCAUCCACACCCUGGUUAAUAGUCAAGAGCUCUUCUUCAAUGGAUUGCAGCACAGACACUGCCUCCUUCGGAGAAAACGCUUAUUCUACGGCUGUGUUCUCUGCAAAGCUUGCCCACUUCACGACCACAAAGACAUAGACUUGAUCGUACACCUUGUCAAAGAGCCGGAAGUAAGCAAUUCUCCAUGUCUUCUUGAACAGCAGUGCACAAAACACCAUCCAGAGUCCCACCACAAAUCCAAGCACAAGACCAAAGUAAAACGUCAGUGGAUCAAAUUUUUGGUUGCUGUUGGCGACAUCUCCCUGGAUGAAAGGAUCAUUUCCUGAACAAUUCUUGUGGACAGGAGGCCCACAAAGUCCAUUGUUGCCAAUGUACAUAAGUGACGGGUUCUCGGAAUUGAGGGUGUCAAGUUGGCGGCCAGAGGGUAUCCUUCCAGACAAACUGUUGUAGGACAGGUUCAGGGCGGCCAGAGAUGUCAGAUUUGACAAGCUCGAUGGGAUUUCACCAGAAAGCUUGUUCUGAGAGAGGUCAAGAGAUACCAGUGCCUGCAUGGUGCCAAUCAUGCUUGGAAUUUCUCCACUCAAUUGGUUUGAUGAUAAGUUCAUAUUCAUUAGUGCAGCAAGCGAAGUGAUGUAUGUAGGAAUUUCACCAGUCAGGGAGUUGCAUGAUAAAUCAAUGCUCACAAAAUAUGCAAGUGUUCUGCCAAAUAAGUAUAUAAGUUGCUGCCCUUUUGUCUGUACUGACAAUAUAUGUCCUAGCUGUUCAACAUUCAGUAUGCUGCUAGUGCGUAAUUUUGUGGUUCCAUGAGAUUCAACAGAACCAUCCAUACCAACGGAUUCCUGUUGUAAUGUUCUCAUAAAUGUUAGGUUCAACAGAUGCUGAGGUAUUGCACCAGAGAAGCUGUUGCCUGAUAGAUCUAAGUAUCGAAGAUACCCAAGCUCUGUUAUGUCAACUGGAAUAUUAUCAGAAAAAUUAUUGUGGCUCAGUAUGAGAAAAUGUAAAUUCAUCAGCUUUCCUAUCCAUGCAGGUAUUGGGCCAGUAAACCGGUUUGAAUUGAGAAUGAGUUUCUUAAAAGCCAUGCGAUCCAGAUCUGCUGGCAAGCUGCCACUUAUUUGGUUGUUAGAGAUAUCCAGUGAUGUGGCAUGUGAAAAUGCAGACCAAAACCAAUCAGGAAACUCGCCCUUCAAACCGUUGCUUGAAAUGUCAAGCCCGGUGGUUUUCAGCUGCUGAAGCCAAGGUGGAAACAGAGGACCCAUCUGGCAAGAUCCAAAUGAUGCAUACUUCAGAGUAACGGGAGGACGCCAAUCAGAACUCAGUACAAUCUUCAAAUUAUUGGAAGAGAUGUCUAUUGCCCUUAAACUUGUUAGAUUUAUGAAGUGUUCUUCCGUGAUCACUCCAGUGAAGUUAUUUUCCCUUAGGGCCAGAGAAUUCAGAUUAAUAAGAGAACCUAUUUCAGUGGGUACAGUUCCACUGAGAAGAUUGCUUGAGAGGAGAAGUUCAGUCAUAUACAUCAAUUUCCCAAGAUUGGCUGGUAUACUUCCCGUGAGCUGAUUGUUAUAGAGUGCAAGGGAGGUUAGAACUGUCAUAUUCCCAAUCUGUGGUGGUAUAGUUCCAACAAGGCUGUUUGAAUAGAGGUGCAUUGUGGCAAACUCUUCAUAAGCACUGCUAUGUCGCCAUUUAUGCCAUUAACAGAGAGGUCGAGGAUUUCCAAACUGCAAAGAUUCUUAUAGUAUCCUGUCAUCAUCAUGUUCGUGUUCUCAUUGCGUGAAAUAUCAAGGACUUGAAGGUACGUCAUGUUUCCUAGUGUGUCAGGGAGCUGGCCGAAUAACCUGUUAUCCCCAAGAUCGAGGUACUUCAAGGUUGUCGCUUUCCAAAACCAACCAUAUGUGAGUGAGUGCUCAAAAUCAUUUGAGGACAGGUCAAGCUUCUCAAGUUUUGUGAGAUUAAGGUGCAGAAGUGAUUGGUUUGCACUAUCAAGUGAACAGGAAGAAAGAUGAAUAACCCUCAAAGGUGGAAUCAUAUUGAGGGUAUGAGGCCAGUCAGCUAUCCCUGAGAGCUGGACUCCGCUCAUGCUAAGGAACUGCAGGAAAGGUAGCUUCGCCAGCCAGGUGAUGUCCAUUGAGUACAUCAUAGAAUUACCAGUUUGGGCAAGGUCAAGAUACUGCAACUUAGACAGAUUUCCUAGCUGAGAAGGCACUCUACCGGCAAAUGGUAUACCAGAGAGGUCAAGGUAUCUCAAGUUCGUCAUGGAGCCCAUUAAAUUAAGAAUUUUGCUAUUUGGCCCUGGUAAACAGUUCAUGCUAAGGUCCAGGUGCUCUAAAUGCUUCAAGGAAAGUAGAGAGGGACUUAUCUCGCCGAACAAAGAAUUGUCAUGUUCACAUGGAUCAUAGUAGCCCCAGGGGUUGUCCUCCACAAUUGUACUGCGAAGGUGAAGCUUGACGACAUGGCCAGUUCGAUUGUUGCAACCGAUGCCUCUCCACCGGCAGCAAUCUUGGCCGUCCCAUGAGAUGAGGAGGUUGGCGCUGUCGCUUGUAAUGCCCUUUUUGAAGGAGAGCAAGGCAGCCCUCUCGGCCGGGAUGCAGCCACCCCCAUGGGCAUGCGGAUGCUGGGGUUGUAGUGCAUCAUUUGUGAAGAACGAAAAGAUGCUUAUGCUGAUGAGAGCGAGCAAGAGAUUGAUUGUGCGACGCAUGGUGGAUGAAUGAUUGAGUUGUCUAGCUGGGUGUUAGUAUUUAGUUGUGUACCAGAGGUAUAUAUGUCCAUAACUUGUCAAAGUCCCCGUGGAUGCUUGUUCAAUCAUACAAUAUACAAUAUUGUAUCAUACAACUAUACAAUAUUUUGUGCCCAUCUGUGAUGGGAGUCACCAACUACUCCACUAGUUGGCUGACUCCUGACUGCAACCGCACUGUACCGUUGGCAUCAAAGUCAAUUGAUCCUGUUGUA
Triticum aestivum (bread wheat) is the source of this 4175-nucleotide messenger RNA. Its product is annotated as Bowman-Birk type bran trypsin inhibitor. The record is from RefSeq and is a predicted model, not a curated record. Gene Ontology annotation, molecular function: serine-type endopeptidase inhibitor activity. NCBI's taxonomy places the organism in Eukaryota, Viridiplantae, Streptophyta, Magnoliopsida, Poales, Poaceae. The coding region runs from base 59 to 925 and encodes 288 amino acids. Gene Ontology annotation, cellular component: extracellular region. The transcript has 6 exons.